UUCCUAAUUCUUUCUUUUUCCUUUUUUGUUCUUUUUUUUCUUUCUUUUUCUCCUUCGUUGUUUCCUUUCAGGAAAAGAGAGAGGAAACAACGUUCUUCUCAGAUUCUUUACCUUCCUUUUUAAGGAAAACCCAAAAGAUCAAGAAAAAAAAACACGCUUUCAUAGUUUAGGGUUUCUGACAGAUUCUCCGGCGAAAUUCAAUUUCCAAAAUCUCGGCAAUGUCGACGAUCUCGCCGUCAUUUGCCGUAAUUUCGUUUCUUUUACUGAUUCUUCUGAAUAUAUCUUUGGUUACCGGUAACAACAUUUCGACGGAGAUUGCUGAAGGAGGAGAGAUCAUUAAGUUACCUUCGGAGAAGAUCAACAACAACGGCGAUAAAAACAGAGGCGACUUCUUCUGUCGAGGAACGGUUCAACCUGCUUCGUGUCCGGUUAAGUGUUUCAGGGCUGAUCCGGUUUGCGGUGAAGACAGCGUUACUUACUGGUGUGGUUGUUCCGAUGCGUUGUGCCAUGGUGUUCGUGUUGUUAAACAAGGAGCUUGUGAUGUUGGUAAUGGCGUUGGUUUGUCUGUUCCUGGACAAGCUCUGCUUUUGAUCCACAUUGUCUGGCUUAUGCUUCUUGGCUUCUCUAUUCUCUUCGGCCUCUUUUAAAUUUUUCGUUUUGAAUCAUUCAUUAGAGAGAUUGCAAUUAGGUUUUGUUGAGAUUGCAAACUGCUGAUGAAUCUUCUUUUGUUUAUAAUCUUUCUUUAUUGAUCUGUAUUGAAAAAAACGACCAUUAUUUUGGUUUGUUUCGUACAAUAGAAGCCUUUUCGAAUC
Camelina sativa (false flax) is the source of this 812-nucleotide messenger RNA. RefSeq lists its product as uncharacterized. NCBI's taxonomy places the organism in Eukaryota, Viridiplantae, Streptophyta, Magnoliopsida, Brassicales, Brassicaceae. The record is from RefSeq and is a predicted model, not a curated record.